GAAAGUGAACGCGGAAGACGCAUUCAUAAAAAAAAAUAAGCGUUCCCUCCAAAAAGUCGCCGCGAUAUUUUUUCAUUUAUAUUUUUUAAAUCGGUGCGUUGAACUUGGUCCGAGUGCAGAGCCCCUAGUUUCAUAAGUGAUUAUACGAUGUUGCCAGCGUAGUGAAAGUGCUGUGACGUAAUUAUAUUAGAUCAGACGUUAUGGCGGACCGUAUGCGUUUGGGGACUUAUCGUGCCAUAGAUAUUGCUGUCUUCUUUGUUUUUGGUAUACCGAUGUUGACGCCAGCACAAUGCCAGCAGACAGUCCUGCAUCCGGGUAGUUUCCUUCAGACAGACCACGGCUGACACUAGUCCAAAUCUACAACACAGACUGUCACAUUGGAAUCAAUACUCCACCCCCAGAAAAAGAUCACCAGAUAACAUGCCAUACUACCGGAGUAGUCCUUACCAGCCAUUUUCCAACAUUGAUAGACAAUAUACUCCAUAUGAUAAUCCCCAAUACUAUGACAGCAGAUCGUCUGUUGAUCUCAUACAUACAGAAACCAGAGAUACUGCCAAUGACGGACGACUCCUAUCAGACUCUGCUUUCAACAGAAUCUCUGAAACUCUCGGAGCUAUAAACACAGUGGGACACUAUCUGGUUGACAUGGUGAAUGACAACGAUCGAAGUGAAGCUGACCCAAAUUUGCAACAACUACCACAAGCACUUUACACUAUUAGCAAAAAUGUCUUAGGAAGAAAUGUUACCGACAAAAUAGCUCCUAUUGUGAAAAAAGCUUUGCCAAAAGUACUGCCAGAUGCCCCAAUCACAAAGAUUGCUAACGGCAAUCAAAAUGAAAACGACGCUAGAUCAUGUACCACUCCAGAAGGCGAGGAUGGUGUCUGCGAAGAUCUCAGUAACUGUCCACAAUUACUGCUAAAUUUAGUUAGUCUGCGAGAGUCUUUGUGUUUUAAAGAACUAUUCGUACCUGGCGUUUGUUGUCCAAGAAACGCUGUAGUAUCAACUCCUAUUAUUGAAAAGCCACUAACAACAAGCAAACCUACUUACCUAGUACCAGUGACAACGAAACGGCCUACAACAACAACAACGACUAAGAAACCUUCAGCAGUGCUGGUACUCACCACUAAAAAGCCAAAGCCACAAUCAACCACAACAGCAAGACCAACAACAAAGCCGACCGUAACAACAACCAAAGUGCCAUCCACAACAUCAUUCUAUACAGUUGCUCCGCCGAUCAUCUCCAACUAUUCCAAUAUUGUUGAUGUAAAUGAUUGUGGUCAGAGAGAGGACGAAGGAGGUCGGAUUGUUGGCGGAACAGAAUCGAAGCCAGGGUCGUGGCCAUGGAUGGCUGCCAUCUAUCUGCAUGGAGCCAAGCGGAGAGAGUUCUGGUGCGGAGGUACCCUUAUCGGACGCAAGCAUGUCCUCACGGCCGCUCAUUGUACCAGGGACUCGAAACAAAGACCAUUCCCUCCACGUCAGUUCAGCGUGCGUUUGGGUGACGUGGACUUGUCACGUGAGGACGAACCGUCACGCCCAGUGACACUUCGCGUGACAGCCGUUCGAGCACAUGAGCAGUUUUCCAGAGUUGGCUUCUACAAUGACAUCGCUGUUCUGAUGCUAGCUGAAAAUGUGCAGAAAUCUAAGUAUGUGAUACCCAUAUGUUUGCCGCACGGGAUGUCGUAUAACCAGUUCGAGGGAUCGGCUGCGACGGUGGUCGGGUGGGGCACUACGCGCUACGGCGGGGGGGAGAGCUCCAGGCAGCUGGAGGCCAGGUUGCCGGUGUGGAGGAACGACGACUGCGACCGGGCGUACUUCCAGCCCAUCACCGACAGUUUCCUGUGCGCGGGAUACGCCAGGGGCGGAGUCGACGCUUGUCAGGGUGACUCCGGUGGUCCGCUUAUGUUGCUAGUUCAAGGCCGAUGGACACAAAUUGGGGUAGUCUCGUUCGGGAACAAAUGCGGGGAACCUGGCUACCCUGGUGUUUAUACCAGGGUUACCCACUACCUCAACUGGCUACAACAAAACCUAAUCUAGAGUUAAUCUCCUUACCUCUAACUUAACUUUUACCUACCGUAUUUACUUAAAUGAAGUCAUAAUUUAUUUAAUUUUUGAUAUUGUAUUAUUAUAGAAACCGUUGAUUAAUCAAAAAUAAAUUCUAAGUCACACACUUCUCGUAUUGAUAUUGACUUAUAAAAUUGUAAUUUAUUCAAAUAAAGUUAUCAAUUUUAAGUUACACUUACGAUUCUGUAGUAGGUACACAAAAUUUUGUUAAUGUUUAUUAAACAGAACUGUUUAGGGUAAACAUAUUGUGAUAUAAAAUAAAUCUAUAUUAAUAUUA
Leptidea sinapis is the source of this 2338-nucleotide messenger RNA. Its product is annotated as proclotting enzyme-like. Gene Ontology annotation, biological process: proteolysis. Lineage: Eukaryota; Metazoa; Arthropoda; Insecta; Lepidoptera; Pieridae. The transcript is spliced from 7 exons. Bases 421 to 2034 code for a protein of 537 amino acids. Gene Ontology annotation, molecular function: serine-type endopeptidase activity. The record is from RefSeq and is a predicted model, not a curated record.